Messenger RNA from Maudiozyma barnettii, 645 nucleotides. It is a transcript of the gene CFF1, whose product is annotated as Cff1p. The record is from RefSeq and is a predicted model, not a curated record. Lineage: Eukaryota; Fungi; Ascomycota; Saccharomycetes; Saccharomycetales; Saccharomycetaceae. The transcript has a single exon. Bases 1 to 645 code for a protein of 214 amino acids. Gene Ontology annotation, cellular component: intracellular anatomical structure.
AUGUCUAUGUCAUUCGGAUCCGCUUCUGUCGAGGACGCUCCAGAUGCAGCUAUCGCACCAAGUCCAUUCGACAGUCUUCGUAAAACCAGUGUGCAGCAUGAAGUGCACCGCAAACUGAUCGAGGACUGGCAAAUGAUCGAGCAUAGAGAAGGUGGAUACUUCAAGGAGACUGACAGGUCUCCAUUCACUAUGACUGUUGGAGAACAGUCCAUGGCGGUCAAAUGUGACUCUAGUGCUGGAACGCAAGAAGAGAACACUGUCUCUAGGAACUAUUCUACACUGAUCUAUUACUUAUUGACAUUGAAAUCCCCAAUAGGCAAACUACAUAAGAACAAGAAUCGGAUCAUCCACAUCUUACAACGGGGGAAAGGUCAGUAUGUUCUGAUCUACCCAGACGGCAAAAUCAAGUCCUUCCGUGUCGGGUUUGACUACGCCAAUGGUGAAGUCUCCCAAUGGGUCGUCCCCGGAGGAGUCUACAAAGCCAGUUUUGUGGCGUUGAACGACGAGUUCCACAACGGAUUGUUGAUCAGUGAGGUCGUUGUUCCAGGGUUUGAUUUCGACGAUCAUAUGUUCAUGCCAAAUUUCCAGACCUUGGUUGAUUUGGUGGGCAAUUCCCAGGCUGAAAAGUUAAAGUUCUUGCUGUAG